Molecule: messenger RNA, 1509 nt
Organism: Purpureocillium lilacinum
Lineage: Eukaryota; Fungi; Ascomycota; Sordariomycetes; Hypocreales; Ophiocordycipitaceae
Source: RefSeq, a predicted model, not a curated record
AUGAUCGGAACGUCGGCCGCCGAAUUGCUCCUCAUCCGCCUCUUCAUCGCCUUCUUCCGCUACGCGCCGCUCGUCUACGCCGCCGCCCUCGUCGCCGUCAGCACUCUAUUCCAAGACUCGCCAUGGCGCUGGCGCGUGUCCGCCGCGCUGCUGGGCCUCCUCGCCGCCGAGGCCCUCUUCUACCUCGCCGUCCAGGUCCCCUAUGCCCGGCGCCUGACCCGUGCCGCCGUCCACCCGGAGCCCCUGACGUCCGAUGAGCGCCGAGCCCUCUUCGACGAGUGCAUGCGCAACGUCGACGACCCGGGGUCGUAUCUCCGCUGGUGGUUCCUCGGCGCCGAGCUCGAUGACAUUCGCCGCGACAACCUACGUGACUUUUUCCUCUGGGCCUUCUUCGACGCCGAGGCCCAUGGCGACGUCGUUGACGAUGCGCGUGCCCAGCGGGAGCUCGACGGCUACAUUGCCGUCGUCGAAGACCGUCUCGGCAAGCCGCUGCUCCCCGGCCGCGGCCCCGCCAGGUGUCUCCGCCUGACUUUCGACGACAUCAACACCACGUAUCGCGGCCUCACCUGGUAUGUGAUCGUCUUUUUCAUCGACCAGGCCACCCACAUCGCCAUGCUAUGGCACGGCUUCCGCUUUUACGCGCGAUCGCCGUCUGCCACCCUCAAGACCUUCCCGCCACGGCCACAGGAGCUCUUUGCAAGACACCGGUCUGCUGCUCCCGGCCUGGGAUACUGGUACCGCCCUCACACGCAAGACGCCGUCGCCGACAAGGAGCUGCCCGUCGUCUUCUUCCACGGCAUCGGCAUCGGCCUGUGGACCUACGUGCGCUUCGUCGCCGAGAUGCGGGGCGCAAAGACGGCGCGCGGCAUCAUAGUCCCCGAGCUCAUGUCCAUAUCCUUCCGCCUCGCCGCGCCUCCGCCCUCCAAGGCCGAGUUCCUGCGCCAGCUGACUCUGGUCCUGGCGCGGCACGGCCCCGCGUGGGACCAGUUUGCGCUCGUGUCGCACUCGUACGGCUCGGUGCUCACCACGCACGUGCUCUCGUGCCCGGAGAUGGAGGCACGCGUGCCGUCUGUGGUUCUCAUCGACCCCGUAUCCGUAAUGCUGCACCUCCCCGACGUCGCCUACAACUUCACCCGGCGGCAGCCCCGCUCGGCCAACGAGUGGCAGCUGUGGUACUUUGCCAGCACCGAUCCGGGCGUCGCGCAUUGCCUCGGCCGCCACUUCUUUUGGCGGGAGAAUAUCGUCUGGAAAAAGGACCUGCUGGGCGGCGGGCACCGCAGGGCCGCCGUGACGCUAUCGGGCAGGGACCUGAUUGUCGAUGCGGCGGCCGUGGCCGACUACCUCGAGGGAGAAGAGGAGACGGAGGACGGCGCGGCGUACAAAAAGGUCGAGGUCAUUGUCUUUCCGGACAUCGAUCACGCUCAAGUGUUUGACCGCCCGCGAGACCGGAGACGCGUCGUCGACAUUGUUGAUUCGCAUUGUAGUGUGCAGCGACGACCAGACGAGUAG